AUACUCACCAACCCAACCAAACCCAACAUACAUCAUAUUAAACUCCAGACAACAAGUAAUAUAAUUCUCUCUUCUCCAAAUUCUCUUUCAUCAAGUUCCAAAUCUUGUAUACACAUGGAAGGUCUAAUUCCAUUAGUAUGCAAGACAUUCAAAAGGAACAAAACUAUUCGCAAAUACAAAUCCCUCUCCUCAGAAACUAACAAUAUUAAUAAUAUUGAAGAUUUUUAUCCAGAAUAUACUAAUCGUAAAGAUUAUGAUUAUGGUGUAGAGAAUUAUCCAGAAUACCGACGUACUCAGUCAGUUCGCGCACCGGAAAAGAGUGUUUAUUAUACUCAAAAGGAUAAACAACUUGUGAGAUUCACAAGUCAUAGAAUGUUCUCAUGUGUAACGGGUGCAUGAAGUAAAAUAAAGAUUCACAAGAAAAGUAUUUCUCUUUUCUUCUC
This is a messenger RNA of Solanum tuberosum (potato), 443 nucleotides long. RefSeq lists its product as uncharacterized. The record is from RefSeq and is a predicted model, not a curated record. Lineage: Eukaryota; Viridiplantae; Streptophyta; Magnoliopsida; Solanales; Solanaceae. The transcript has a single exon. Bases 115 to 399 code for a protein of 94 amino acids.